Messenger RNA from Paramecium pentaurelia, 4710 nucleotides. NCBI's taxonomy places the organism in Eukaryota, Ciliophora, Oligohymenophorea, Peniculida, Parameciidae. The record is from the annotation of a GenBank genome assembly.
AUGAAUUAUCUUUUUAUAAUCAGCUCUUUGAUAAUAUAUUCAAUUUUUGGCGAAUUAAUAUUGCUCACAAAUGGAGAUCAUUAUCAUGAGAUCUUUGAUAUAAAUAAGCAUGAAUUUUAUACAGAUUGUGAUGAAAAACACAUUUACAUCUAAGAACAUAAAGUUAAUGAGUAAAUUCAAAUGCUCUAAAAAAAUGAAAUUGAAUAAGUAUUGUACUAUUAUAUACUUUAGAUUCUCUAUUAUCCAAAUGAUUAAAAUACAAUACUCAUUUUAGAAAAGAAUGGUAAAAUUACCAUACUGUUUAAAGAUAAUCAAUAAUUCAAUUCCCCCUUUAAAGAAUUGGGAACAUUUGAUUUAAAUACAAAAAACUUACCUUAUUUCACUUGUAGUGACAUGACUUAAUAUUCUCUUGAUAUUUUCAUGGCUGUUUGUAGAUCAAAUAAUGACAUUUACAUUUCCAAAAUUUAAUGUUCUGCUGAAGAAGAUAAAUAUUUAUCUGGUUGUUCUUCAUAAUUGUACUUAGAUACAGAUCAAUUAAAUAAUUGUGAUAAUUUAAAUAUAAUUACUGAAAGUUCUUGGAGAGUUAAAGAUCCUGAAUAUUUUAGUAUUUAUUGUUCAUCUCAAGAGAAUUUCUAAAUCACAAAAUAGUUAUUAAUAGGUAAAUUUAACAAUCAAUCUAAUUCUAUUAAAAUGGUUAAAUUUGAAGGUCCUAUUAAUGAAAUUGAAAAGGUAUCAUUUUUUGAUGAUAAUACUCUUAUGAUAUUAGAUCAUAGAUCAGGAUUACAUGUAUAUAGAUUUAAAUUUACAGAUGAUGGUGAAGUUACUUAUGAAUAAUUAUUAUGGUAAUUAUUUUUACCAAAUGAAUUAUUUUAUGCACUCAGCUAUUCUCAUGAACAAUAUGCUAUUAGAUUUCCACCUAUAGGAAUUAUAGAAAAUGAUAUUCAAUAUAGUAUUGUUAUAUUGAGUGAUCACUUUAUAUAUGAGUUGGCAUUACCUUAAUAAUCUAAAGAUUUCUUCUUUACUACACUCUCUAUUAAUGAUAAAAUUAAUAUCAAGAACAUUCUUAAUGGUAAAUAAAUUAAAAAGGGACAGAUAUAAUAUGAUGAAUAAUUCUAUUAUGUUUGCUUAACAUAUAUCUAAAAUUCUAUUGAAUGUUAUAGAAUUGAUAGACAUUAAUCUUACACUGAAAAAUUAAUACUACAAAAUAAAUAUCAACAUCCUAUGCUAUUAACUUAUCCUGUCUCAUUCUCUACCAUAACUGGACAAACUAAUAUAUUGAUAACUCAGUAGAUGAAUGAAACUUAAGCAAUUUUAACUUUAAUUAAAAAUGAAAUAGAAAGAUUAACAAUAGUAUCUACUUCAAAUGAAGAAUUUCUUUGUUCAAUUGUAUAUAAAAAUAUAAACAAUCAAAAUGUUACACUUACAUUUUAUAAUCAAUAAUUUGAAAGCACAAAUGUAUUUAAAAUAGAACAUCUACAAAAUUACAAUUUUCCUAAUACUGAUUCAACUGUUCUCUAUUCUACCUUAAUAAGGGGGCCUGCAACUAUACUUUAACCUAAAAGUGAUAAGAAAAGUAAGUAUUAAUUAUAUAUUAGAUUAGAUGUUGAAGUAAUAAGCCUUUCUGGCUUUGGAUAUGAAAUGUGGGAAGACUUAUAUUAACAUUUUAUAUAACAUUCUCGAAUCCCAAUUAAAUCAUUUUUAGAUAAAGGAUUUAGAACUAUAUUUUUAUAAAUAGAUUAAGUUAAAAUGAUAAUUUAAUAGGAAAUAACAAAUACAAAUUAUUUUACAUAAAAAAUCUAUUCUUUAGAUUGCUCAUCAGUCAAUAUUGUAAAGAAUAUUGUUAGUAUUUCACCAUAUUAUAUAAUAUUCUAUUAAAAAACAACAUAUUACACUGUUUUGAAAAUAAAAAGAGUAUAAGAGGAUGUUGUAGAAUAUGAUUGUAAAAAUGUAGAGUAUCCACUCUAUGAUUAAUAAUAUGAAGUCUUUGUAGAUUUAGAUUAUAUUAAUUUAUUUUUCAGCACAAACAAUACUAUAUAUUACACUGAUAUUUACUUUAAAAAUUUAAUAACAAUAGAGAUAGAUCGUAGAUUUAGAUAAUUAAAUUUUUAAUUUUUAAAGAAUGAUCUUAUUAUAGGAAGUCAUUAAAAUAAAUUAUAUUAGAUCCAAUUGACAAGUUAAUUUAAAGCUAAUCAUUUUAAGACAGUCAUUACAGAAAUAGAAUUAGGUUAAAUGACACAUAAUUUUAAAUUCUUUGUAUUAUAACUUAAAAAACCUAUAUUGACAUUAGUUAUUGUAGAUGAUAGAAUAACAUUAUAUACAAUAGAUAAUUUAUAAGAUAUUAAAUUUGAUUCCUUGUUACCCUAAUUCAAUAGCAUUAUUAAUGCAAAUGAAACCUAUAUUAAUUAUUAUAUGUUAAUAGUUCCAACUAAUAAACCUAAUGAAUUGUAUGUAUAUGAUUUGUCGAAGACUGGAUCAGAUAGAUUACAUGCAAUUCAUAAAUAUUCAAUUUUAUCAGAACCUAUAACAAUAUGUUAUCCAAAAAUGUAGACUUUUCUAUACUGUUUAUAAUUUGCAAAUGCUGAUAUAAAUUGUUAUUUUAAUAAAAUGCUUGAAUUUGAACUGAUUGCUUCUGAUCCAACAAAUAUUGAUAAUUAAUUCUCUGUUGCAAUUAAUGCUUAAUCUGCAUUAAGUUAUAGUGUAUAAAGUACUCUUAUAAUUAAUAUAAUAUAUAGAAACCCUUACAAUCAAUGGUAGUUUUAGAUAUUAAGAUACUAUGAUAGAGAAGAGUGUAAAAAGAUUAGCAGAAAUUGAAAUCUACAAGACCAAUUUUACAACUUAAUUAAAAAUAAUGGAUUAUUAUUCAGGUCCUAUUUUUAAUUAUUAAUUGUAAAAUGCUAAAGAUUUCAAUAUUAAAAUGUUGCCAUUUAUUUUAGAAUAAGAGGAUAAUCUAGUUAGAUUUAAAAUUGAUUAAAUAAUCUUAGGAACUAGUGUUUCUAAAGAGUAUUUAAUUAUUUUAGGUGAUGAAACUAUAGGUAUAAUAGAUAUUCCCUAAACUUAAUGUAAAUUAUUUAAUAACAUAGAUCACAAAUAAGUAAUAUAGAGUACAAUAGAUUAUGAUGAGAUCAAGAAUGUUUUCUUUGAUCAAGAUUAACCUACUGUUAAUAAUUGUACUAAAUCAUUUAUUAAUCCAUUAUCAAUAGCAGAAUUAUCAGCUAUUCAUAUCAUAGCAUUAUUUUGUUAAUCAAUGAUGGUUAGAAUAGAUGUUACAAAUUAAAUAAAUUAAUUGAGUUUUACAAUCUUAUCUGAUAAUCAACCAAUUGAAAAAUAAUUUUUGGAGAAUUUUUUCUUUUUAAAUAUUAAUUUUAAGGAUUUCUUAUAUUAAAAUUAAAGUUCUUUUAUUUUGGAAGAUGUAAAGAUGAUCAAUUUCCCAAUUCAAUUUAAACCAAAAUAUAAAUUCAUUACUGUAACUGCAAUGGUUAAAGGAAAUAAAAGAUAUGACACAGAAGACAGAGAAAGAGAUAAUUUAAUAUGUAUCUUUUAUGGGUACUUAGAUUAGAAUUAGAGUUCACUUUUGAAUGGAUCACUUUUAGAUGUGAUUGGAGCAUCUAAUUUUAAUCAAAAUACUUUGAUAGUUAACAAUUUUCAGAUGUAUUGUAUUAAAGGUUGUGCUAUACAAGAUGCUAAUAAUAUAAAGAUUGAUACAAUUAUAGAAUUAGUAUUCAAUGAUCAAUAUUCAUUUAAUCUAUUUAAAUUAUAGAUUAGUUUCAUAUACACAACAAAUAAAUAACCAUUAUAUAAAUUAAUAAAUGUGGAAAUUCUAAAUAUAAAAGAAUUAAGUAAAUUAAUAAUUAUAUAUAUUUAGUGAGUAAUUUUGUACAAAAUUAAAUUGAAUUUACAUAUAUUGAUACUGAAGUUCAAUUUUAGAAUGAAUCAACUUAUACAAUUAAUGUAACAACUGAUUCAUUAAGUUUUGAUUUAGUUCAAAUAUCAGGAAGAAUUGAGAUUGAAUAAAUUUUUAAGUAAAAUACAAUUUAAUUUAGACAAUACACUCAAUGUCAAAGUCCACCUGGAUCAUUGAAAGCAUCAUACAAUGAAUAUUUUGCUAUUAGUUGUAGAAAUGCAUCUAGAAACUAUUCUGAACAAACUUAAUUUGUUAAAUUAUUUUUAAGAGGACAAUAAUAGAUAAAUCAUUCUGUGAAAUCUGUAAUACAAGCUGCUUAAAUAUAAGGAAAUUUAAUGUUAUUAGACAUAUAAAAGGGUUAUUUGAAUGAACAUGUUCGAAUGUUAAUAUUGGAAUAAGACAAUAAUUAAUAAGAUUUUUAAUUAAGAUGGUUCGCUCUUAAUGAUCAAUUUACAUUAAUAGUAAUUUAUAUAAUUUAUAUAAUAUAUUAGGCUGAUUAGAAUAGCACUCCUAAGAGUGUAUUGAAUGUAUAAUUAUGUCCAAGUAAUUUAAAUGAGAUUUAAGGUUUAUGUAUGGAUAUAACUAUAUCAAAUACUGGAUAUAAAUAAUAUAUAACAACAGAAUGGUUGCUUUUUGUGUUUUUAAUUGGAUUACCAUUAAUAAUAAGUUGUAGUUUUAUCAUAUAUUGCAUCAUAAAUUAUAAGGCAGAAAAGCAAAAAAGAGUGGAAUCAUUUGGAAUGAAUCUUGAAUAAUAAUUAAAGAAAUAGUCUAGUCAUUUAUAAUUAAAGAUGGAAGAUUCUAUCUAUUGA